CUCAACGCGAAUUCGGUAUCGGUUAUUUAGCAUUUUUUCCUCUCAUAUUUGUACGGCCAAAAGAUUCCUUCGUUGCGGGAGAUCGGAAGAAGGGAAAACACAUGGGGAAUCCAGCUACCACUUGCCCCUCAGCCUCUUCAUCCACCUCGAACGGCGGUGGAGGUGGAGAGAUUAUGCUUUUCGGAGUCAGAGUGGUGGUUGAUUCUAUGAGGAAGAGUGUUAGUAUGAACAAUCUUUCUCAGUACGAACAACCUCAUGAAUCGAACAAGGAAGGCAACAAGAACAACAAAGAUCAAGGCGAUGAUAAUCUCAACGCCGGUUACGCCUCCGCCGAUGAUGCCGUACCUCACACAACCGGAAAUCGCGAACGCAAACGAGGAGUUCCGUGGACGGAGGAAGAGCACAAGCUGUUUCUUGUAGGACUGCAAAAAGUAGGUAAAGGGGAUUGGAGAGGGAUUUCUAGAAGCUUCGUGAAGACUCGUACGCCGACACAAGUAGCGAGCCAUGCCCAGAAAUAUUUUCUCCGGCGAAGCAAUCUCAACCGCCGCCGUCGUAGAUCCAGCCUCUUCGAUAUCACCACCGAUACGGUACAAGCAAUUCCAACGGAAGAAGAGGGAGUUGAUCGACAAGAGAACACAAAUCAGCCACCCGAGACCAAUGUAUUCCCCGUGAUGCCGGUUGCUUUUCCCAUGGCUUUUAAUCCCUUAGUCCCUCCAGUUCCGGUUGAAAAUCUCACCAUAGCACAGGGGAAUCAAUCAAAUAACAACGUUGCAACGGCUAACCUCAUCCGUCGGGUUCCACCUCUUCAAAGAUCUGAUCUUAACGUGAGCUUGAAUCCAGCUUCCGAGCCUUUAUCAUUAUCACUUAAGCUCUCUUUGCAAUCUGAUCAAAUGGAUUCAUCAUCUUCAGCUACGAGGCAUUCUCCGUUUCAGGUGAUGCCAAGCUUUAGCAAUGGAGAUAACAAUAGCAUCAUCAGUGUUGCUUAAGAAUGACAUUAAAUUUAUAAUAAGCAAAGCCGGAAAAGCUUAGGGAAAAUAAAGAACAUAAGGUAAAAAUUAGGUAACUGGUUUUCGAAUCCCUUUGUUUUUGAUGUAUAGACUAAAAACAGAACAAAACUGCCAUGUCUGUUGUUCUUGUUGUUCUGUGUUGCAACUUAUGUUGAAUUAUUGUUGAUUUAGUUUUU
Hibiscus syriacus is the source of this 1183-nucleotide messenger RNA. Its product is annotated as transcription factor MYB1R1-like. Gene Ontology annotation, biological process: response to ethylene; response to auxin; response to gibberellin. The record is from RefSeq and is a predicted model, not a curated record. Bases 102 to 986 code for a protein of 294 amino acids. The transcript has 3 exons. Lineage: Eukaryota; Viridiplantae; Streptophyta; Magnoliopsida; Malvales; Malvaceae. Gene Ontology annotation, molecular function: DNA binding.